AUGAAACUCUUGUCCACCAAAGCAACUUGCAAUAGUCAUGGCCAAGAUUCUUCAUACUUCCUAGGUUGGGAAGAAUAUGAGAAGAAUCCUUAUGAUAAUGUUCACAAUCCCAAAGGAAUCAUUCAAAUGGGUCUAGCAGAGAAUCAACUCUCUUUUGAUCUCUUGGAAUCAUGGUUAGCUAAGAAUCCAGACGCUGCUGGAUUCAAAAGCGGAGGAAAGUCCAUAUUCCGCGAACUUGCUCUCUUCCAAGACUACCAUGGUCUCCCCUCCUUCAAAAAUGCAUUGGUAGAUUUCAUGGCUGAGAUUCGAGGAAACAAGGUUACUUUUGAUCCCGACCACAUAGUUCUCACCGCAGGUUCUACUUCAGCAAAUGAAACUCUUAUGUUCUGUCUCGCCGAGAAAGGAGAAGCAUUUCUUCUUCCUACUCCUUACUAUCCAGGAUUUGAUAGAGAUCUUAAAUGGAGAACUGGCGUUGAGAUUGUUCCAAUACAAUGCAAUAGCUCCAACAACUUUCAAGUUACUGAACAAGCAUUGCAACAAGCAUACCAAGAGGCACAAAACCGCAACCUUAAAGUCAAAGGAGUGAUGGUUACAAACCCGUCAAACCCGCUAGGCACCACAAUGUCAAGGAGUGAAUUGAACCUUCUCGUCGACUUCAUCGAAGAAAACAAAGACAUGCAUUUGAUAAGCGACGAGAUUUACUCCGGGACUGUUUUUACCUCUCCGAGUUUCAUCAGCGUCAUGGAAAUUCUUAAAGAAAGAAACGAUCUUAAGAAUUUCAAAGACAUUGAUGAAAUAAAGGAGAGAGUUCAUGUUGUCUAUAGUCUUUCCAAAGACUUGGGUUUGCCAGGUUUCCGCGUCGGCGCUAUUUACUCCGAAAAUGACACGGUUGUCGCCGCUGCAACGAAGAUGUCAAGCUUCGGUUUGAUUUCAUCGCAAACACAAUAUCUUCUCUCCGCUAUUCUUGGUGACAAAAAAUUCACCAAAAACUACUUAGCAGAAAACUCCAAGAGACUCAAAAAAAGACAGACCAAACUCGUUUCAGGUCUACAAAAAGCAGGAAUCAACUGCUUAGAAAGCAAUGCUGCAUUAUUUUGUUGGGUUGAUAUGAGACAUCUUCUCCACUCCAACACUUUUGAAGCUGAAAUGGAGCUAUGGAAAAAGAUAGUGUACCAAGUUGGGUUGAACAUUUCACCUGGUUCAUCUUGCCAUUGUAAUGAACCAGGUUGGUUUCGUAUGUGUUUUGCUAACAUGUCGGAAGAGACUCUGAAACUAGCAAUGAAAAGGUUGAAAGCUUUCGUUGUUGAGUCCACCGGUGUUACUCCUCGAAGCACAUCUCAGUCUAAGAGAAAAUCAGUACUCACUAAGUGGGUUUUUCGGUUAUCGUCUCGCGGUGAUCAUCGUGAUCAACAAGAAGAACGUUAA
Molecule: messenger RNA, 1425 nt
Organism: Lathyrus sativus (Indian pea)
Lineage: Eukaryota; Viridiplantae; Streptophyta; Magnoliopsida; Fabales; Fabaceae
Source: the annotation of a GenBank genome assembly